UGCUUUACCCAUCUCUCUCUAUACCACCAACUCCUACACUCCCACGCCUCUUCUUCCCCUUCACCUCUCAGUCCCUCACUCCAUGCCAAAGACCACAACAGCAGAUCACCCCAAGCCAUCGCGCCUCCUCCCGCAUCCAUCCAUCCAACGCCGGAGCACGCGCGCGUACAGGUAGCUAGCGGACAAACCCGACACACGCCGUCGCCAAGCGAGCAGAGCACGCAAGCAAGGAGGAGGAAGACGACAAUGGCGGCGCAGGCCCAGCUGCGCGCCACCGACAGCGGCGGCGGCGACAAGGACAGCGACGGCUUAAUAGUGGCCGUGUCCCUCUGCUUCCUGCACGACCUGCUCGGCGUCGUGGCGUUCCUGGCCUGCCACCCGCUUCAUGCGGCCUACUUCCUCUUCUUCGCCCGCCACCUCCUCUCCCUCGCCUCAUUCUUCUACCCGCUCCUCGUCUCCACGGCCCUCCUCCUCGCCGUGCUUGUCACCGUCGGCCCGUACAUCGGCGGCGCGGAGUGGCGGGGGGUCAGGUCCCUCGGCAGGACCUGCGGCAUUGCCGUCGCCGCGCUCUGCGCCGAGCUCCGGCCGGAAGGAGCAGGCGGAGACGUUGCCAGUCUGGUCGGGCAGCUCUGCUCCUUCGUCCUCGGCCCCGGCGACGCCGCUUCCGUUCUCCGCGUGGGCGAGAUCAUGGGUGAGCUUUGCGAUAUUGGUGGUUCUUGCUUUGUGCUUGAGGAGAAGAGCUUGUUGUUACUAGGUGGUGACGAGUGCAAGGAGCUUGCAUUUCAGCUCCCAUUGAUGGAUGGUUGCAUUAAUGAGAAAAGCUUCUUAGAUCAUGAGGAUUUUGGUGAUUUUAGGGAUGAAAUUGAUGACAAAGUUGUGGUUUCCGAGGAUUUGAAGGGCUCUGAUUCUUUAGCAGAGCAAUGUUGCCCAAGUGAGACAAUAUUUGUGCAAGAAAUAGAAGCAGAGGAUGUCAUUCAGGAUCAGCGGUUGAUCUUGUCAGGCAUGGAAGAGAUCAGUGACGGUAUUGAGGAGAAAAGACUGGAGUGUGAUCCUGUGUCAGUGGAGAUCAAGAAAUGUGAGCCAGUAGAAUCAAUGGAGAUCAAGAAAUCUGAGCCAGUAGAAUCAAUGGAGAUCAAGAAAUAUGAGCCGGUGGAAUCAAUGGAGAUCCAGAAAUGUGAGCCUGUGAAACCUGUGGAGGUCAAGAAAUUUAAGCCAGUAGAACCAACGGGGAUCAAGACACGGGAGCCGGUGAAACCUCAUUCUUCGAUUGCUCAGCGCAUCAAACUAUGGGAAGCACAAGUGUCUGGCAAUUUCAAGCCAGUUCUUGAGGAAAAGGAAGACAGUUCAGUGGAAUUCAGUUUGGAGAAUGGGUCACUCAGGGAUGUGAAGAAACAAGCGCAAUUCGAGACUGAUCCUUGCGUCGAAAAAUGUGGCAGUGAGCAGGAAGCUCAAGAGCUUGCUUCCGUUGAACAAUCUGUGGAACAACAGCAGGCACAGGCAUUUGUGGAUGUGAAGGAAUGUGUGCACCCGGAGACUGAAACUUUCGCCGGGAAAUGCAGCCAUGACGUGCAAGCUGAAGAGACAGGCAUUGUCGCACACACCGAACAAGAAUUUCAAGAACAAGACUGCCAAUAUGCACACUUGAAGACCAAAACUUCUGCCGAGAAAUGCAGCCAAGACACGCAAGCAGAAGAGAGUGCCCCUAUUGCACACGCUGAAAUAGAACUGCAUGAGCAAGGCUGCAAAGAUGCGCAGCCUGAACCAGAGCUGCAAGAGCAGGAGUACAAAAUUGCGCGAUCUGAACAAGAACUGCAAGAAAGGGAGGAGUACAAGGACGUGACAGAAUCUCCAGUCAUGUGCAACGAGAGGGAGAAUUCUCUGAAGUUUACAUCCAUCGCCGGCCGAGUGCAUUCGAGGAGCUCAUCGGAGAACCUUGUCAGCGAGGGGUCGCCGCUGCCAAAGGAGAAGGAGUGGAAGCGGACCCUGGCGUGCAAGCUCUACGAGGAGCGCAUGCAGCUCAGGCUCUGCCGCGACCGCGCCGUGGUCGAGGGCAGUGACAACAUGGACAUGCUCUGGGAGGCCUACGAGGUAGGCAGCGGUAGCAACGGCAGAGGUGUGAAGCGUGGUACCGGCAUUGUGAAAGGCGAUGCCAAAAAACAAGAUGAAUUUGUUGAGGAAGGUGACGGAGAGGAAGAAGAAGAUGAACAUGACAAUGAAGGUUCAAUGAAGCAGCUGUGCUGCCUUCAGGCUCUGAAGUUCUCCACCAGGAAGAUGAACUUUGGAGGUGGCAAGCGUAGCCUGGCCAAGAUCACAAAGGUCCUGAAGAGGAUGACCGCGUUGUCGAGGGUCGGAUCACAGCGCAAAAGACCGGAUGAAGGUCAGCAGUGGUGAAUUGAUGGCCAAUGGCCUGAAUAUAGAAUUCCUGUUCUGUCACUGUACUUGUUGUGCUCCUUUUAAUCAUUUGUUUUUUUUUCUAUUUGUGUAUAUAUGAUAUAUAUACCCAACGGUUUCAGAGAGAUUGGGGUAAUUACAGGGUUGUCACUUGACCUGCAGAAUGUAAUAAACCUUAAUCUGGUGUGUGCAGUUGUCAUGCUUUCAGUAAAUGUCAUGUCUCGACUGACAAUUGAAAAGCAUUAGUGUGAUGCUCAAAUUUCGAAUGCGGCCUACCAAUUCUCUAUGUUUCUUUGUUUUCCUGUUUUUGC
This is a messenger RNA of Phragmites australis (common reed), 2702 nucleotides long. RefSeq lists its product as uncharacterized. The coding region runs from base 247 to 2391 and encodes 714 amino acids. The record is from RefSeq and is a predicted model, not a curated record. NCBI's taxonomy places the organism in Eukaryota, Viridiplantae, Streptophyta, Magnoliopsida, Poales, Poaceae. The transcript has a single exon.